GAAGCCAUUAAUUAUAUGUACCUUGGCUUGAUUCUCUUUUCUUACUCAUGAGUCUAGUUUUCCAAAAUCUAGCUCAUCGAUCGGUUACAGCUUCGAAUAGAUUGUUAUUGUUCCGGACGAGCCAACUUGUUAAGCAGCGUUGGUCAGAUCAUUCUGUUACAACUCCUAAACUAGGUAGUUUUGAAAGGCCGUCUUUUGCGAGAGGCAUCAUGACUUCAACCAACACCGACGGCAUGGAUAUCAAGUUUGGGCCAUUUGAGGUCACCAAGCAGGUCUUUCUCACAACUCCCCAUUCUUACGGCCUGGUCAACCUCAAGCCCCUCCUCCCGGGCCACAUCCUCAUCUGCCCCCUCAAGCCGCACCGCCGCCUCCUGGAUCUCUCUCCCGCCGAAACAACAGAUCUUUUCACCACCGUGCAGCUCGCGCAGAAGCUCCUCGCAAAGCUCUACUUCCCCAACCCCUCGGACCUCACAUCCGGCAGCUUCACUGUCGCGCUUCAGGACGGCAUUGACGCGGGACAGACGAUCCCGCACGUGCACGUCCACAUCAUCCCUCGCAUGAAGGGCGACAUGGGCGAGACUGCCGAUGAGAUCUACGUGAAGUUGUCCAGCGAGGAGGCGAAUGUAGGAGGGGCCUUCUGGGAUCGUGAACAUGGGAGGCCACAGCCGGCGGGGAGGAUGCCUAGCAUUGAGGACGCGGAGCGCAACAUGCGGACGAUGGAGCAGAUGGUGGAAGAGGCGGAGAAGUAUAAGGCUGUGCUGGGAGAAAUGGGUGUAGGCAGCGCUAAGGCAGGUGAGCGACUGUGAGGAGAUGUUUGACAAGGAGGUUUUGUGAAACUACAUGUUCCAUCUGCAUGGGCGGCAAAGCUAUAGUAGUAGUAUAGGUAGCUAUUCAGUGAAGCUGAUAGAGAGACAUGUUAAUAAACAGCGAUGAGUUGUGUCAGAUGUGU
Molecule: messenger RNA, 949 nt
Organism: Trichoderma asperellum CBS 433.97
Lineage: Eukaryota; Fungi; Ascomycota; Sordariomycetes; Hypocreales; Hypocreaceae
Molecular function (GO): catalytic activity
Source: RefSeq, a predicted model, not a curated record